AUGGAGAAUGGACCAGCAACACAGGGCGAUGGGAAGGAUCCCUCUAGCUUCCUCGGCCAGAUUAUCGGGAACCCCGUCACCGUCAAGCUGAACUCUGGUGUUGUGUACAAGGGCGAGCUACAGUCGGUGGAUGGAUACAUGAACAUCGCCCUUGAGAAGGCCGAGGAAUACAUCGACGGCGCGAAGCGGAGAACGUAUGGCGAUGCCUUCGUGAGGGGCAACAACGUCAUGUAUGUCUCUGCCGACUGA
Molecule: messenger RNA, 249 nt
Organism: Phialemonium atrogriseum
Lineage: Eukaryota; Fungi; Ascomycota; Sordariomycetes; Cephalothecales; Cephalothecaceae
Product: U6 snRNA-associated Sm-like protein LSm6
Exons: 3
Coding region: 1-249 (82 amino acids)
Biological process (GO): mRNA splicing, via spliceosome; maturation of SSU-rRNA
Cellular component (GO): U6 snRNP; P-body; sno(s)RNA-containing ribonucleoprotein complex
Molecular function (GO): RNA binding
Source: RefSeq, a predicted model, not a curated record